This is a messenger RNA of Ficedula albicollis (Collared flycatcher), 1769 nucleotides long. RefSeq names its product TATA-box binding protein associated factor 15 (gene TAF15). Bases 1 to 1476 code for a protein of 491 amino acids. The transcript is spliced from 17 exons. Lineage: Eukaryota; Metazoa; Chordata; Aves; Passeriformes; Muscicapidae. The record is from RefSeq and is a predicted model, not a curated record. Gene Ontology annotation, cellular component: nucleus. Gene Ontology annotation, biological process: regulation of DNA-templated transcription. Gene Ontology annotation, molecular function: transcription coregulator activity; RNA binding.
AUGCCCUGCGCGGGGGCGUGGCCUGGCGAGCGCGCCCCCCGCCCGUGUCGCAGUGGGGGGGGCCGUGGGGACAGGGUCCCUGUGGGCUCUUGUGCUCGGAUGAUGCAUUCCGGAAGUUACAGUCAGUCUGGGGGCCAGCAGAGCUACUCGUCCUAUGGCAACCAGAGCAGUCAGAAUUAUGGACAGGGACAGGGAUAUUCUGGUUAUGGGCAGAGUGGAGACAAUUCCUCCUAUGGACAGAACUAUGGAAGCUAUCAUGGGAGCUAUGGACAAAAUCAAUCAGGUUAUGGACAAGAUUCCCAGGGAUAUGAUGAUGAAUCCAAUUAUGAAAAUCAGAAUCAGAGCUCAUACAACCAGCAGUCCUAUGGCAGCCAGGGGCAGCAGAAAGGGUCAUCCAGAGGUGGAAGAGGCUCUUAUGAACAAAAAUCAAACUAUGGUCAGCACCAAAGCUCUUAUGACCAGCAGUCAAGCUAUGGACAAAACCAAGACUCUUAUGACCAGCAGUCCAGCUCCUAUGACCAGCAGUCGGGCUAUGGCCACCAGAGCUCUUAUGACCAAAAGUCAGGCUAUAACCAGCACCAAAGCUCAUAUGGCCACUCCCAGCAAUCCUACCAGUCUCAGAAGGGAAGUUAUAGCCACAACAGCCAAGAUGAUCGCCGUGAAAAGAGCAGGUAUGGAGAAGAUAAUAGAGGAUAUGGCGGGUCACAGGGAGGAGGUAGAGGGGGAUAUGACAUGGAUGGAAGAGGUCAUAUGUCUGGAUAUAGUGGUGGUGACCGUGGUGGCUUCAAAAAUUACGGUGGUCAAAGGGAUUAUGGACCAAGAUCAGAUGCUGAUUCAGAGUCUGACAACUCUGAUAACAACACCAUCUUUGUGCAAGGACUCGGAGAGGAUGUUUCAACAGAUCAAGUGGCAGACUAUUUCAAACAGAUUGGUAUCAUAAAGACCAACAAAAAGACUGGCAAACCCAUGAUAAAUCUGUACACAGACAAGGAUACUGGCAAGCCAAAGGGAGAAGCCACAGUAUCUUUUGAUGACCCUCCUUCUGCUAAAGCAGCAAUUGACUGGUUUGAUGGAAAAGAAUUCAAUGGCAAUGUUAUCAAAGUUUCUUUUGCAACCAGAAGACCUGAAUUCAUGAGAGGAGGUGGAGGUGGCGGGCGUCGAGGUUCACGAGGUGGCUAUGGAAGAGGUGGGGGCUUCCAGGGUAGAAGUGGGGAGCCCAAAAAUGGUGAUUGGGUUUGUCCUAACCCGUCCUGUGGCAACAUGAACUUCGCUCGCAGGAAUUCCUGCAACCAAUGUGGGGAGCCCAGACCAGAAGAUUCACGUCCACCAGGAGACUUCCGUGGGAGAGGUGGCUACGGAGGAGAGCGGGGCUACCGAGGGCGCGGCGGCCGCGGCGGCGACCGGGGAGGCGGCUACGGGGGCAAAAUGGGAGGAAGAAAUGAUUUCAGAAAUGAUCAACGCAACAGACCAUACUGAAGACCACUGUGAAUGUUUUGUUUGUCUUGAUGCGUUUGAUAGUGAACUUGCCUGCAGCUUCACCCAUGGCCUCUUUCGAUAGUGGAAUUGAGUGAAACUAGAUUUUUAUUUUGGUGGGAGGGACUGGGGUGGUUUGGGAGGAUUUUUUUUUUAAGCAAGGCAUUGAAAUUUAAUCCUAAUUUCCACAUUGUCCUCUUUUCUUCCCCCCUGCCCCCGUACCUUUUCAACAGGCCCUAAGAAGGAAAAGGAUAAACUGUAAAAUAUUGCCAAAAUAUGAAGUGUUUUGUAAUACA